AUGUCGCUCGUAGUCCUCAAGCGCAUCUCGCCAGCCGUAAACGAUUUCCUAUCACUGAACCAAAGUGGUUUUCGUGCAGGAAGGUCAACAGCUGAUGUGGUCUGGUGCCAUCGGUGGUUAGCAGCUACGACCCAGCGGUACCACUGGUCAUUCAGCAUACUGGGCAUCGACAUGUCACGUGCCUUUGACACGAUCAGGCGAGGACAGUUGAUGGACGUGGUUCAGCGAUUCUUGGAAGAAGACGAGGUACGCUUGAUCCGUUACCUGAUCUCAGAUACGAAUUUGGCAGUCAGACUGGGCACGGAAACAUCAAGCUCUUUCUCCACUAACAUUGGUACCCCGCAAGGCGACUCCUUGUCGCCAAUUCUAUUCGUGAUCUACCUGGAAGCUGCCCUGCAGGAUGUGCGACAGCGAAUGGCUGCACCUGUGGCCCGGCAUCUUCCGUACGAUGUGGAGUACGCCGAUGAUGUGGACUUCAUCAGUAUCUCUAGUGAUUGGCUUCGGAUGUUAGAGCCACAAGUUGCCACCAUCUUGGGUACAUGGUCCCUUACCGUCAACCAGACCAAGACAGAAUUCACAGCCAUCCAGCGAGAGGCCGAUCGUGCUGAUGAGCCAUGGCGUAUGGUCAAGAAACUCGGCUCUCUCCUUGGUGAUGCAGAGGAUGUCACCCGCAGAAAGCAGCUUGCGGCGAUAGCGUUUAAGUCCCUCUGCCAGUUAUGGAAGAGAAGAGACCAAUUUGUUUGGUUUAUUUGA
Messenger RNA from Sycon ciliatum, 753 nucleotides. RefSeq lists its product as uncharacterized. The record is from RefSeq and is a predicted model, not a curated record. NCBI's taxonomy places the organism in Eukaryota, Metazoa, Porifera, Calcarea, Leucosolenida, Sycettidae. The transcript is spliced from 2 exons. Bases 1 to 753 code for a protein of 250 amino acids.